Molecule: messenger RNA, 1215 nt
Organism: Diaporthe batatas
Lineage: Eukaryota; Fungi; Ascomycota; Sordariomycetes; Diaporthales; Diaporthaceae
Exons: 3
Coding region: 1-1215 (404 amino acids)
Source: RefSeq, a predicted model, not a curated record
AUGGGCGUCAUUAAUAUCAACAACAUUUCUAGCCACGAUCAGCUCUUUUACAUCCAUGGAUGGGGCCAGGGAGACACUACUGUAGGCGCUGGUCAGAUGUUCACAUUUGAUGCACCUGACGGUACUUCUGGCGCUAUCAUUGCUGUCCACGAGGGCCGUGAAGGAGAACAAGUCGAGGUCACCAAGGCCGGCUGGGGAGGCAACGAUGUCUUCGACACCAGCGUCCUGGUCGGCUCGGGUGGAAACAUCACGGUCCAGCAUUGGGGCAAUGACAGCACCCGUAAGGGAGCACCGACUUACAUGCAAGAUGCUCAGGUUGCUUGGGAUAAAGCGAGCGAGGAGACCAGAAAUGCUAUCCGGAGCGCUGUCAUCGUCGACGGCGAGGGGAAGGUUGUCUAUAUCGGGCCGACGAAGGAAAACCCUCCCCUGGAGAACUGGGUUCGCAGCUUCGCCAAUGGAAAGACUUAUAUCGGCAUUGGGGCUUGGGGUGAUUUCAAAGGGGACGUGAACGAUAACAAUCAGAGCUCCGCUGCUCCCGGAAGCCAGGACAUCAUUAUAACAUACAACGACGGCAAUGCCAACCCUACACUAGGGGCCUCAGGUGGGUCCAACGAGCCCGAGCCGGCGCCGGUAUUCGCGUUCACGGCCGACACGCAACAGGGGCCAGGAAUCGUCCUGACUAACAAGUCCGGGGCGCAGUGUAACUACAACUUCUACAACAACACAGCCAACGGUGACGGCUGGGCCAACCCGGAGUUCAACAACACGACCGCCAGCGCGACCCUCGAGCCGGGACAGACCCAAUUCGUGGCUCUCGACAGCUCAUUCAAGGGCCGCGUGCAGCGCGGCACGCAGCAGCCGGCGACGUGGGUCGAGUUCCAGCUGCGUGCUGACGACGGCUGUGCGUGGGGCAACAUCUCGCUCAUCAUGGGUUGCGACGGGGCGGCCGUCAUCUCGGCGACGGAUGGCAAGGGCGUCAGCGCUGGCUUUACGAAUGACAUCGUCAGCGGUGCGCCUGAGGCGGCCAAGGUGACCCGGGGCGACGGGGUCGUUGUGCUCGACACUACGCAGGGCUACUGGGCCGGCGGGCCCAACAAGGCCGCCAGUGAUCACGAGUUGGCUGUCGUCGGCCAGCAGAACGCCUAUGUGCUCGGGGGCUCCGGCACGACUGUCGUCCGGUCCGAGAACAACCGUCUUGCUGUGGACAUGUAUUGA